This is a messenger RNA of Mesocricetus auratus (golden hamster), 6999 nucleotides long. RefSeq names its product muscle associated receptor tyrosine kinase (gene Musk). Gene Ontology annotation, molecular function: ATP binding; transmembrane receptor protein tyrosine kinase activity; protein binding. Gene Ontology annotation, biological process: cell surface receptor protein tyrosine kinase signaling pathway; multicellular organism development; positive regulation of kinase activity. The record is from RefSeq and is a predicted model, not a curated record. Gene Ontology annotation, cellular component: signaling receptor complex. The coding region runs from base 223 to 2862 and encodes 879 amino acids. The transcript has 16 exons. NCBI's taxonomy places the organism in Eukaryota, Metazoa, Chordata, Mammalia, Rodentia, Cricetidae.
ACUUGCGUUACUGGCCUAAGUGGAUACUCCCAGCUGGCCACGUCCAUCAUCAUAGUCAGGCCCGAGGGCUCCCGAUUACACUCAGAGCCUGUGGCGCCGCAGACACAAACAGUCCCUCGCAGACGACCCUGUUGCAACAAACCAUGCUCUAAGAUGUAAACCACGGAGAAUUUUCCUCAACAGUCCAGAAGCCACCUUUGCUCCCCCGAGCCUGGAUUAACCAUGAGAGAGCUCGUCAACAUUCCACUGCUACAGAUUCUCACCCUGGUUGCCUUCAGCGGGACUGAGAAACUUCCGAAAGCUCCUGUCAUCACCACGCCUCUCGAAACCGUAGACGCUUUAGUUGAAGAAGUGGCAACUUUCAUGUGUGCCGUGGAAUCCUACCCUCAGCCCGAGAUUUCUUGGACCAGAAAUAAAAUCCUCAUUAAGCUGUUUGACACCCGCUACAGCAUCCGGGAGAACGGUCAGCUCCUCACCAUCCUGAGCGUGGAGGACAGCGACGAUGGCAUCUAUUGCUGCAUAGCCAACAAUGGAGUGGGAGGAGCCGUGGAGAGCUGUGGCGCUCUUCAAGUGAAGAUGAAACCUAAAAUAACUCGCCCUCCCAUUAAUGUAAAAAUAAUAGAGGGAUUGAAAGCUGUUCUACCAUGCACGACAAUGGGCAACCCCAAGCCAUCUGUCUCCUGGAUCAAAGGGGACAGUGCUCUCAGGGAAAACUCCCGCAUUGCAGUUCUUGAAUCUGGGAGUUUAAGGAUCCACAAUGUACAGAAGGAAGAUGCAGGACAGUACCGAUGUGUGGCCAAAAACAGCCUGGGCACGGCUUAUUCCAAACUGGUGAAGCUGGAAGUUGAGGAAGACAGUGAACCUGAGCAGGACACAAAAGUUUUUGCAAGAAUCCUGCGUGCUCCCGAGUCCCACAAUGUCACCUUUGGUUCCUUUGUAACCCUACGCUGCACAGCAAUAGGCAUUCCUGUCCCCACCAUCAGCUGGAUUGAAAACGGAAAUGCUGUUUCCUCAGGGUCCAUUCAAGAGAGUGUGAAAGACCGGGUGAUUGAUUCGAGACUCCAGCUCUUUAUCACCAAGCCAGGACUCUACACAUGCAUAGCUACCAAUAAGCAUGGAGAGAAAUUCAGUACGGCAAAGGCAGCGGCCACUGUCAGUGUAGUAGAGUGGAGCAAAUCACAGAAAGACAACAAAGGCUACUGCGCCCAGUACAGAGGGGAGGUGUGUGAUUCAGCCCUGGCAAAAGACACCCUUGUCUUUUUCAACACCUCCUACUCGGACCCUGAGGAGGCCCAGGAGCUGCUGAUCCACACCGCGUGGAAUGAGCUGAAGGCUGUGAGCCCACUCUGCCGGCCAGCUGCCGAGGCCCUGCUGUGUAACCACCUCUUCCAAGAGUGCAGCCCUGGAAUGGCACCUACUCCCAUGCCCAUUUGCAGGGAGUACUGCUUGGCGGUGAAGGAGCUGUUCUGUGCAAAGGAGUGGCUGGCGAUGGAGGGAAAGACCCACAGAGGACUCUACAGCUCCGGGAUGCAUCUCCUUCCAGUGCCAGACUGCAGCAAGCUUCCCAGCUUGCACCGGGACCCGAAGGCCUGCACAAGACUGCCGUAUUUAGAUUAUAAAAAAGAGAACAUAACAACAUUCCCAUCGGUGGCGUCCUCCAAGCCGAGCGUGGACAUUCCGAACAUGCCUUCCUCCACCUCCUCCCUGGCGGUCUCUGCGCCUGCGUACUCCAUGACGGUCAUCGUCUCCAUCAUGUCCAGCUUUGCCGUGUUUGCCCUUCUCACCAUCGCUACUCUCUACUGCUGCCGAAGAAGGAAAGAGUGGAAGAAUAAGAAAAGAGAGUCAGCAGCGGUGACCCUCACCACCCUGCCUUCUGAGCUCCUGCUGGACAGACUCCACCCCAACCCCAUGUACCAGAGGAUGCCACUCCUUCUGAACCCCAAGUUGCUCAGCCUGGAGUACCCCAGGAAUAACAUUGAGUACGUCAGAGACAUUGGAGAGGGAGCGUUCGGAAGGGUCUUCCAAGCGAGGGCCCCAGGCUUACUUCCCUAUGAACCCUUCACUAUGGUGGCCGUGAAGAUGCUCAAGGAGGAGGCCUCAGCAGACAUGCAAGCGGACUUUCAGAGGGAAGCCGCCCUGAUGGCCGAGUUUGACAACCCCAACAUCGUGAAGCUCUUAGGUGUGUGUGCGGUAGGAAAGCCCAUGUGUCUGCUCUUUGAGUACAUGGCCUAUGGCGACCUCAAUGAGUUCCUCCGAAGCAUGUCCCCUCACACCGUGUGCAGCCUCAGCCACAGCGACCUGUCCACGAAGGCUCGGAUGUCCAGCCCGGGUCCUCCGCCACUGUCCUGUGCGGAGCAGCUCUGCAUUGCGAGGCAAGUGGCAGCGGGUAUGGCUUACCUGUCCGAGCGCAAGUUUGUCCACCGGGACUUAGCCACCAGGAACUGCCUGGUCGGGGAGAACAUGGUGGUGAAAAUCGCAGACUUCGGCCUCUCCAGGAACAUCUACUCUGCAGACUACUACAAAGCUAACGAGAACGACGCCAUCCCUAUCCGUUGGAUGCCGCCCGAGUCCAUCUUCUACAACCGCUACACCACGGAGUCCGAUGUGUGGGCCUAUGGUGUGGUCCUCUGGGAGAUCUUCUCCUACGGCCUGCAGCCCUACUAUGGGAUGGCCCACGAGGAGGUCAUUUACUAUGUGAGGGACGGCAACAUCCUCUCCUGCCCGGAGAACUGCCCCUUGGAACUGUACAACCUCAUGCGCCUGUGCUGGAGCAAGCUGCCCGCAGACAGACCCAGCUUCUGCAGUAUCCACCGGAUCCUGCAGCGCAUGUGCGAGAGAGCAGAGGGGGCAGUCGGAGUCUAGGGUUGACUGUGCUCGAACAGCACCCAGUAGGCUCUUUUCAGACUGUGGGUUGGGGGAUUCCUGCAGCAGAGGCUGAUAGGACCAGAGAGGAAAGAGUUUAACUUAGAAAUUGUGAGACAGUGGCUUGUUUGCCACAAGAAGCAGAUCGUGAAAGACCCGCAGGGUGGAAGGUUCUCACUGAAAUGGGUAGUUGGAAACACAAGCUAGGAAAAGUUAAGAGGACCGCAAGCAGCUCUCCUCCCUCCCAGGGUCAGUUCCUAGUAUGCACUGUACAAUGAGAAUGCCCUGGUUCCGUUCCUGUGUCUCCCCUAGGAGAGACACCGCCAGGCUUGCUUGAAUCCAAAGCUGAAUGUGCGGCUUCACUUUUUCAGCUUCGUUUUUGAAGGGAAGCACCCUGCCCACUGGGGUAGCAGUGUGUGUCUCUGUAUACAUUGGGGUAAAGGACAGAAAACUAAAGUCAGGAAAGCAUUCUUUCAGGACGCACUAUGGGUCCUCUCUGUUGCUUUGCUUCUUUCUCGUGUUGAAUGUGCAAUCACAUGUUUGCACUCUGGAGCUGUGCGUCUAUUCCACUGAUGGGAUAAAAAUGUGGGAAAGCCUGCAAGCUCUGUGCUGACCGCAUGCGCAUCCUGGCUUCUUCUCUGUCUGUUCUCCAACAGAAGCCCUUCCUUGGCGUGUGCUCAUCAUGGAGGUGUUCACCUCACGCCUCCUGCUUUCAUGCAACAUUUUUUUUCAUAAUUUACCAGUCUACCUUUUGGUUUUUUGGGGGGAAACUAUACUGGCACAUUUUCCUUAAAAUAACAUAGGCUACAGAUACAUUUUUCAUCUCUGUCCAAUAUGACCUCUUUCUUCUCUACAUGCUCUUGAAUUUGCCGUACAGUAAUUAUGUUGCCUCAGGUCACUAAAUAUAAAACAUGAGGUAUAAUGUCAGAUAUUGCAAGGUGCUGUGUGGUCCGGAACUUUUCAUAGGAAUGUUUUUUGGGUAUUCUGACGUGUUAUGUUUUGUAUUUUAGAACGCAUUUUCGAUUUAUUGGUCCUACCAUUAGCACAGCGUUACUUUAUAACUUCUGCACCAUAGAUCAAACCAUCUUGUUACUUUAUAUGAUAUUUUUUGUAACUUCUGGACUCAGGUUCCCCAAUGCCUAAGGUUUCUCAGUGGAGUCUUUCACACGUGCAUAAGGACAUGUAGAGGCAAUUUUUAAUCUGCAUGCUGUUUCAAAGCCUACACAAUAUGCCUUGUUAUUGUCUUCCUAAGUGUUCAGUGAUUAGAAAGAAAGCCUGUAUUAGUAUUAUCAAUUUAAACCGAUCUAGACAUCCAAUGGAUGGCAUAUUUGUCUCAGAUAAGUUUUAAGUUUUGAGUUAAAACCACUAGGUUAUUUCCUUGGCAGCGGGUUAAAGGGUGAUGUAGUGUUGGAACAUGGGUCCAGUACAGCAAUUAAAAGGGGGAGAUAUGUUAUCAAGUAAAGGGUGAUAUCAGUAAGCCACCAGCAAGUCUACAUAAGUGUCCAGAUACCAAACACACCAAAAGUACCAGGUCAUCUUGCACAUGAUGCCAAAAACAUGUUCUCUGAAAUUAGGAUAGAGCAGAAAAAAAGAAAACUUUCCAACACUUCAUAGUUAUUAUGAAUCUGUUACAUGUCAUUAUUAUUCUAAAAACUAAUAUAAUUUCUUAAUAUCAGCUUUAUGGCUAUCCCAUAAUCUAAUCAAUCUUAGAUUUUUCAACAUGUAAGGUUCUCCUAAUUUUCGGCAUCAGAAACAGUAUUUUGAUCACCUACAUUCGUUCACAUACCUCAAUAUCUCUUAGUGGAAAUUCUAAGGAGAGAGAGAGAUAUAGUCUGCACAAUCUUAGGAUUUUUGUUAUGGGGCCUGGAAAGAUAUCUCAGCAGCUAAGAGUGUAUACUGCUCUUGCAAAGACUGGAGCCUCCUUACAACCACCUGUAAUUCCAGGUCCCAGGUGGUUCUAAAGUCUCUGGCCUCUGAGGGCACUUGCACUCAGGUACACAUGCCCACACACAGAUACCCACAACACACAUAAUUAAAAUAACAAAAAUAAAACUUUUGUUAUAUAUCGUCAUAUAGUUAUAUCGUGUCUCUAGAAAUGUUGUUAUCGCAGCUGCGCUGUACAAGAUAACUCAUAACACUAAGCACUUGUCAUGAUAGAAAAUUAAUACUCUUUUAUUUUGUGUGUAUGGUGACACAGUGUCAUGGUGCACAAUGGAGAGAUCAGAGGACAACCUCUAGUGUUGGUUCUCAUCUCCUACCUUGUUUGAGACAAGGACUUUUGUUGUUUGCCACUAGCCUGAGAGCUUGUGGGGAUUCUCCUGUCUCCACCUCCAUUGUGCUGUAGGGCACAGGCUUCCGGAUUGAUCUGCGUUCUGGAGACCAGAACUCAGGUCUUCAUGCUUGUGUGGCAAGUUUACCCACCCUAUAUUUUUUGUUAAUGAAUGCCAUUUUUAUUUUUUUAAAACUCUGGUGAAAUUGAACUGGGCAUGGCAGCACAAGCCUUCAAAGCCAGCGUUUGGGAGCCUUAGUCCCUAAAGGUCACAAAUUCCAGGCCAGAUUAGACUACACACUUAGCAAAACUCUGUCUCAUAAAGCAAAAGUGAGAGUUGAAAUUUUCUUCUUCCUACAUCAUGUAUAGUUUUAUCUUAGUAAUUGCCUUCAGUCUAAUUUUCUAUUGUGUUCAUUUUAGAAUUGUAAUGUAAGGUUUGUUUCAUAAAAAGCAUAUUAUGCUUCUGUUACACUUCAUAUGAAGAGAAAAUAGAUGUAUAUUUUACCUUUAAGUUUUCUUCUUUGUGAAAGUGUUUAUUUCUUAUGAAAAGGAAAAAAUAACAAAGCAACAUAUAUUAAUAACAUAUACUUUACAAUAAUAAUAAACCAUUGCAAGCAUGAAGAAAUACCAGCUGUUGCUUAUUAAUUUUAAUAUCAUGAAAAAUAUUCUUUCACCAUUUACCAAUAAGCAGAUAUGGAGAUAGGUGGCAGAUAGAAGAUAGAUUCAUAGAAAGAUGAUACAUGCAUACAUACAUACAUACAUGCAUAUAUGGAUAAUGCAUGGAAGAUAGAUGAGAGAUAAUUUAAAGCAGAACAGACAGAGCGAUACUGUUACAUAGAUUUGAGUUGUGUUCUUAUCAUCUAAUGUGCUCUAACAUAUUCUGUAUCAAAAUACUCAUGUGCAGCAUCACUUGUAAUGAUUGCAUAUAUUAAUUUAUCAUAGUAUUAUAGUGUGAUAGUUCAUUGUUGGAAUUAAACUUAUCUACUUUUCAUAAUAAAAUAUAAUCUUUCAUAAUAUUUGUUGCUAGGUAUUGUGAACAUUUUUUCUUAAGUAAUUUCUUUAGAAAUCACUCUUAGAAGUAGAAUUUAUAGGUUAAGGGGCACUUGUACUUUUAAUGAUUUUGAACAUAUUGGCAAUUACAUUUCUUUUUUUUGUUUUGUUUUGUUUUAUUUUUUGUUUUUUGUUUUUGUUUUUUUCGAUACAGGGUUUCUCUGUGGCUUUGGAGACUGUCCUGGAACUCACUCUGUAGACCAGGCUGGCCUCCAACUCACAGAGAUCCGCCUGUCUCUGCCUCCCGAGUGCUGGGAUUAAAGGCGUGCGCCACCAACGCCCGGCCGGCAAUUACAUUUCUUAAUUUGUCAAUGCACAUAUCUUCCAGACAAAUGACAGAGCACAUUUCUUCAUUUCUUUCAGCCUCAUCAGUUCUAGGUACAGUAGCAUUGUGAACACUGCCAAUAUGGUAUUUGCAAUGUUUCAUUUUGCAGCUUGCACUUACGGUUGUUUAAAUACGGAUUACUUUUAAAUAUUUCUCCUUGUUUUGAGGACAGUUGACUUGGGAUUUGUGUAAUACUAAUAUUUUUCUGUUGAGUAUAUCUCUUUUUCAUUGCUUCAUAAAAGCACUUUAUGUGUUAAAGCAUUAAAUUUUGUCAUGCACGUUUGAACCACUGCUAUCAAGUUGAAAUAUAUACAGUAGAUUUUUGUGUGUCUUUAUUAUAAGUUUUCAUUCAUUGAAAAAUGAUGCUGAAUUUCAACAAAUUCAAAUGGCUAUUUUCCCCUAGUUGAUAUGUUAAUAAUGUACAACCAUGUAAAUUGACUUCCUAGUAUUGAAACAACCUUGUAUUCUGAGAAUAAAUUCUUUUUGAAUGUCA